Phyllopteryx taeniolatus (common seadragon) is the source of this 2589-nucleotide messenger RNA. Its product is annotated as zinc finger protein Gfi-1b-like. The coding region runs from base 1541 to 2503 and encodes 320 amino acids. Gene Ontology annotation, molecular function: RNA polymerase II cis-regulatory region sequence-specific DNA binding; DNA-binding transcription factor activity, RNA polymerase II-specific. The transcript has 5 exons. Gene Ontology annotation, biological process: regulation of transcription by RNA polymerase II. Gene Ontology annotation, cellular component: nucleus. The record is from RefSeq and is a predicted model, not a curated record. NCBI's taxonomy places the organism in Eukaryota, Metazoa, Chordata, Actinopteri, Syngnathiformes, Syngnathidae.
AAUCAAGUCAGUAUUAUUGGGUCACAGCUGUGUGCUUCUAUGUUGCAAAUCUAAAUAAGAUUUUUUUAUUUUGCAAUCUGCUAUUACGAAGUGAAGGAUUUCGAUGGAGCCAGGUUUUUGGACUUCUGUCCCAUCUGUUUUGACUGAUAAUUGCAAGACAGAUACUCAUUUACAUUUUUGUUUGUCAUGAUUAAAGAUUUGUUUUCCUUAAAUUAACAUUGAGUUAAUGUUUCCAUGUUAAGUUAAUAAUUUCCUCAGAUUGAUGCUAAAUAAUAAUGCCAGGCUAUGAUUCAGUGAAAGAAAACCCCUUGCUCACUUUUGUGUGGGUUUAUGAUCAUAAUACUCAAUCUGAUGAUGAGAUGUUCAACCCACAGUAAAUGUAGAUGUAUAUUCGCACCUCAAGUAACACAACUAUAGUUUUAUAUCUAGAUCUAUACUUCUUAACACACAACUGAUUAAAUCCCAUAUUUUGUACUUACAGUUAAAAUCAAAAUAUGGCAUCAUUUAAGAAGUAAGUAAACAGACACUGUUUUGAGGUGCGCAACCAUUUUUGGGUUUUGUUUUAUAGCAGGGAUGCUUCUCACAAUGCUCUCGAACUUUUCAAAAACACAUUCAAACUUAGGUGUGUCAUCAACAGACGUGUUGGGUGGAGAAAAGAGGACGCAACUGACAAUGCUAGAAUUGCACUCGACGUUCAUCUGUGCAUUUGAGAGGUAAGGACAGCAGUACUUCAAGACAGAAUUUAGACAGUACUUUUUGUACUAUAACCUAACAUUUGAAAGUUUUGUCUUUAAAUAUUCAUAAAUGUCAGAUUGUGGUAUCAUGCUUAAAUUUAUAGAUAAUCAACAUUAUGUGAUGGUGUUUUGUGGUGCAGGCCGUAUUGAGAAAAUUAUCUGACAUCAAAGAUUUGAGGAAUUAUAUGAUGACAAACGAUGUCAUGUCUGAGAAAUGCUCUCACAAUUCAUACAGUUACGGCCAACAAAAAAAGCUAAAUCAGUAAAAGUUUGGUUUCAAAUUGGUAAAAAUUUGGUUAGACUCACAUUGUCAGAAAGGUAUUCAUUUAACAAGAUGUUUUUUAUUGUAGUUGUCGUUUGCAGGGGGAUGGAACUAUUAGUGACACAGUCAGAGGUGAUUUGAAUGUUGGCUUUUUAAAGAUACCUUCCAGAAAAAAAGCGAUUAAAGCAUCUCUAAAGAUUCGGAGCAGUUUUACACCACUGCUAACUACAACAAUACAAUAACAAACAUAUGGACCCAUACAGUAUAUCUUCAAAUGUUUGGGACAGCUCUUGGAAAUGUUGUGAUGUAACCCAAAUUUGAAAAAUACAUUUGUUCAUUUAUUAUCAAAAUGUGCUUUGCUGUUUUGCUAGCUGUCCAAAUAGGGUGUCUUAAGUGAACUAUGAAAGUAGUUAAUUAAAGUAGUUCAGCAGCAGUUUUGCACCUACAAUGCGAUAACAGCACACAGGGGGGCUCUCCACCAAGCGCAUGUUUGGCAGGUGGCGGGCUUGGUUGGAAACCUCAAGCUUUGGCAUUUCAAACGAACAUGCACUCGCAGGUGUGCAAUGAUUGUGAGGAGUUUUGUCUGACUCCUCCAGGUCCUGUCAUGCCGCGGUCGUUUCUUGUGAGGAGUAAAAAGACUCACCCCCCUGGUUCAUCCAAAGACUUCUUCAGACAGCAGGAUAUAUCUCAUACUGAUAAAGGUCAGCCUGUGGACCAAGUUGGAAAGGACUCCGAAGAUAAUGUGCGGGCUGUUUUCCCUAAGGAGCUUCUGUCUGAAGUCCAUUCCCCAUGGGAGGGAACAUCUUUGCAGAAUCAAUGCUAUCUUGCAAGAGACCCCUCUUCAUCUGUAAAAUCCCCUGCGAAUAAUAGUAAUGCAGUGCUGGACUCUACAUGGUCAACAAACAGAAAACAGACAUCUGACAGAGAACAACAACUAGAGAAACUGGUCUUCAUGUUACUCCACUGCAAGUCACAUACAGACCUCAGCGCUCCAUUCAGCCAGUGUCCUCUCUGUGAAAAGUCUCUUUCACAACUCGAUCUGCAGUCUCAUGUCAGUAGCACCUCUCCUGUCCCUUUGAUGAGGUCUCCAGCCACAGAAAUGUCUUCAAUGACUUUCGCAUCAAUUGGGAGUUAUGGCAGAGCAAAGGGGCGAAACUUUGGCUGCAAAGUGUGUGGAAAAAUGUUCAAGCGCUCAUCUACACUGUCCACACAUCUGCUCAUCCACUCAGACACCAGGCCUUACCCGUGCCAAUACUGUGGUAAAAGGUUCCACCAGAAGUCAGACAUGAAGAAACACACCUUCAUACACACAGGUGAGAAACCACACGUGUGCAAGGUGUGCGGUCGAGGAUUCAGUCAAAGCUCCAACCUCAUCACUCACAGUCGGAAACACGACAGCCGGCCGUUCAGCUGCCCCACCUGUCGCCACAGUUUCCACUGCAGUGUCGACCUACAGCGCCACCAAGAGACUCUGUGUGGCUAUGGAAGCAUAUAUGCUCAGAAUUGACGCAAUAUAAAAUGUGCCGUGUGACGAUGUGCAUGGUCAAAAGGGAUAGCAAUUAAAAAGUAGACUGAUUGUAGUAGCUUUAUGUA